CCCCAGUAAACGGCCACAUAAUGUGCACGGACCAUUAUGCGCACCGAUGGCGCAUUAUAUAAAUCCAAAGACGGGGAAUAGACAGACCGAGCGACAGAAAUGGCGGAAAACCAAACGGACGACGAUGACGAUGAGGGGUUCGGAGACUUCAAGUUCGUAUCGCCGUCUUUUAGUCAAUCUAUGUCUGUCUACCAGGACAAUAGAGUUGAAGACGAAUGGGGAGAUUUCAUGGACAAUUUCUCUCCGAAGCAAGAUUUUUUUGGAAACCAACCACCCCUAAGCAUCACUCAAACUCUGAAUCCUGCUAAUCCAUCUCAAACCUCGCGAAGUUUCGAUCUUUUUGGUGAUUUCUCGGAUCAUUCGACAAAAACCACAGACUCAAAGCUGAAUCACGUCGAAUCUGAGAGGAAUUCUGCUUCCUCGGAUGCUAAGAAAGGGUGGGAGAAGCCUCAAGGUGCUAUACCUCUUUCCAUUUUUGGUGAGGAAGAGGAAGAUCCCGAUUCGAACAAUCCGUCUUUCAAUGAUACUGCUGACCCUUUCCCUGCUAAACAAUUGUCGUCUCCUGUGAAAAAUGAAGUAAAAUUUGGGCAGGGUCUCCUUCUCAGUGAUCUUAUCGUGAAUCUGUACAGCCAGGCAGAUCAGAUCAAGAUUGAAAAUGGGUCGCAUUCGAAUUUGGUUGAUGGAGAUGAGAAUUUUGAUGACGACGGCUGGCAAUUUAAGGACGCAAUCUCUCAAGAUAAAGUCGGAGAUAGAGAUUCAACUGUCGAGGUAGAGGUGACAUCUGGUCUAUCAGGAAUUCCAGUUGAAACAACAGCAGGGACAACUGACCAACAAUUUCAGGUCAAUAGUAAACAGUCUGAAAAUUUUGAGGGAACAUUACAUAAAUCGGGCCUUAGCAAUGGUGGCCUAGAUUCGGGAGAUAUCUUUACGACAUCAGAUUGGCUUUCUCAUUUAUCUACUGGACUGGACAAUGAUCUUGGUUUUGUCACUGGUAUAACUACUCAAAAUGGUUCUAUCUUCAGUCAAGCCAAGCAGAAUAUGACUGAAAAUGGAUCGAAUUCUAAAUCAGGUGAUGCAAAUAUAGGUGCUGAUGAUAAUUUCUGGGAUUUUAAGGAUGGGUUCUCAGAGGUGACAUCUGGUCUAUCAGGAAUUCCAGUGGAAACAGCAACAGGGAGAACAACUGACCAACAAUUACAGGUGGGCAUUGUUCCAUUUCCGUAUGGACCGUAUCAGAGGGAUUUAUCAUAUGUUGCAUCUAGAUUUAGAAUUAUUAGUAAUUUAGAGAUAGAAGAUCUAUAUACAGUCAAUGGUAAACAGUCUGAAAAUUUAGUAGGAACGCAUAAAUCAAGCCAUAGCAAUGGUGGCCUAGAUUCUGGAGAUAUCUUUACAACAUCAGAUUGGUUUUCUCAUAAAUCUGCAAGACUUGACAAUGGUCAUGAUUUUGUCACUGGUAUGACUACUCAAAAUGGUUCUAUAUCGGUAUCGUUCAGUCAAGCCAAGCAGAAUACGACUGAAAAUGGAUCGAAUUCUAAAUCAGGUGAUGGAAAUAUAGAUGCUGAUGAUAAUUUCUGGGAUUUUAAGGAUGAGUUCUCAGAGGUGACAUCUGGUCUAUCAGGAAUUCCAGGGGAAACAGCAACAGGGAGAACAACUGACCAACAAUUACAGGUGGGCAUUGUUCCAUUUCUGUAUGGACCAUAUCAUAGGAAUUUAUCUUAUGUUGUAUCUAGAUUUAGAGUUACUAGUAAUUUAGAGAUAGAAGACCUAUAUACAGUCAAUGGUAAAAAGUCUGAAAAUUUAGACGGAACAUUACAUAAAUCAAGCCAUAGCAAUGAUGGCCUAGAUUCUGGAGAUAUCUUUACGACAUCAGAUUGGCUUUCUCAUAAAUCUGCAGGACUGGACAAUGGUCUUGGUUUUGUCACUAGUAUGGCUACUCAAAAUGGUUCUAUAUCGGUAUCGUUCAGUCAAGCCAAGCAGAAUACGACUGAAAAUGGAUCAAAUUCUAAAUCAGGCGAUGGAAAUAUAGAUGCUGAUGAUAAUUUGUGGGAUUUUAAGGAUGGGUUCUCAGAUUCUGAAGAUGUAAAUUGCUCUUCAAAGAAUAAGGGAAAUGCAAAAGGGCUCGGGGAUCAUCAGGAAUCAUUUUCACCAUCAUUUUUUGGCAACGGGAAACUGAAUGCUGAUGAUUCCUUGUCUGGUGAAGAUUCAGGCUGA
Telopea speciosissima is the source of this 2208-nucleotide messenger RNA. RefSeq lists its product as uncharacterized. The transcript is spliced from 7 exons. The record is from RefSeq and is a predicted model, not a curated record. Bases 100 to 2208 code for a protein of 702 amino acids. NCBI's taxonomy places the organism in Eukaryota, Viridiplantae, Streptophyta, Magnoliopsida, Proteales, Proteaceae.